UAUCGGAUUUAACGCUGCGAGACAAACAAUUAGAAACCAAAGAUAAUCGAUCUCAUCGUAAUCGAACUACAAAGGAAGAGAGGGUCGAUUAUUGUGCUGGCUUGUAAUUUUUCCAAGUAGUGGCCAUGAAAGCGUCGUACGGAUUCGUCUUGUUGAGUCUUCUGUUUGCCUUUUCCUGGGGAAAACACAUCCAGAGAACUCGACUGGGAAUCCCGAAGCAAGCUGUUCGCGAAGAAUCGACAGAUGUUCAACCCGCUGAACAGACAGUCUUUCAGGUAAAACAAUCCCAACUAUAAUAGUUAGUUGGAAGACGAUAACCCUCAAUUUACAGCUGCUUUCAAAGUUGACGUUUAACCACAUAAACGGAAUUGAUACUCUCUCGGGAAGACUCCCAUGUAAAAAAGUGAUGGGUCGGACGUGUCGUUUAGUGGUGUAAAUUGCUGAUUUUCCGACGAGCAUCCCCGUCACUUUUACAUGAGAGUUCCCCCCCGGGAGAUACUCCCCACGUAAACAUAAGAUUAGGGAUGGCUAUAGCAGUAGCAGUCUAGUCCCCUCAUUUACAACCCCCUUUCCCCUUUCCCCGCGGUGAAAUUUAACCCGCAGAGUUAACCCUCCCUCAACAACUUUCGUUUUUGUUUAUACCAAGUCAGAGCUGAGCAAUUUUAUACUGUCAAUUUUUUGCGUGUCCACCAUCAUCUCUGCACUUCUGAACAAUUUUACUUAAGCCCAUUAAAUCCCAGUCAAACUUGACCCCUUCUUUUAUAAGCCAACCGAAACCUCCUCACUAAGUAUAAGCUUAUGACGUACAAUUGUAGUCUGCAAACGCCGAGUCUCUUCGGCGGAUUCUACGCUACGUUCUCGUACAUCGUGACGCCUAAGUUUGUGUUUUCAGGAACGUAUCCUGAACCAUUUUAGUUAUUUUUACGUGGCAUGAAAACUGUGAGCUUGUCAAAUAACCUACAGAUGGUGUCUUUUACAAGUGUCUUAGAUUAGGGGUAACCUGAUCGAAAGAAUUCGAAACGCGAUCCUGUGAUUGCUGGCUCUGGAAUGAAGGCAAGGGUACGUGACAUGUCACGUUGUAGUUUUGCGUUAUUUUUCACCUGUGUUACGUUAUAUGCUAUCAAUGAUGAGUCAGAAGUUUAAAGGGCCUAUAUCGCGAGGAUAUUACUGUUUUAGGUCAAUUUUGUGCUAACGUCAUUACACAGUGCCUUUUACUCAUGCAUAAAAUGGACCUGUGGAGUUAUAAAGAAUAUAUCAAUGCGGCAAAUUUUAUCAGCAGGGAGCACUGUCUAUAAUAUUUUUUUUGGUGAUUUUUGGGGGCAUUUUUGGUGAUGUGGAAACAAUUGUUGGUUAGCUAUUGAGUUGUAGUGUGGAUAAUGUUCAUCACUGUCUUUUAAAUCAUUUUUAUUACGUCACUUGGUUAUUGCACUCGUCCACAACACGAUGAAAUCCCCAUUUUUGCCGGCAUAGCCCCAAAUUUGAAAACGUUGGCCCAAUUUUUUAAAGUUUCAAUCCAUGCCUAUCCUUGCUAUCUGUUGCAAGAGACGACAAGAAACAGUUUCAAUGUCCAAAUAUAGACUUAGUAACAAAACUGGAUCAUUGUUUUUGAAAUUCAAUUAAUGCUAAGACACGUUUUCGCUUUAUUUAAAAAAAUAGCAAAUGACUUGACAUAUAUAGCUCCUUCAAUCCCCUCUUAGGUUGACUCGGAGAGGAAUAUCAGUUCACAAGAAGUUAUCUCGAAAAGUAAGUCCUAUUAAAUAUUUAUAGCGUAAAUUCUGGUAAUCACGUGACCGUACGUCCGCCUGCGCGCCCGUCCGUCUGCACCACAGAAAACCCAUGUGAAAUAUCAAACUUUCUAGCCAGUGUAGGAGCCUGUGACCUGUGUUCAACUUGAUGAUAGACAUCCAUAUUAUGGUCAAUUGACAGCUAUCAAAACAGAGUAUAUGCUGACCAGAAUCACAUGGCCAUACUACGGGCUCAGGUGCCAACUUAUAGAGAAACUGGAUCUUCGCUUUUACCUCUGGUUAAGUCUAUAUAUUAAUUUCCUAAAGACGUUAUGGUUUUAUUCGAUAAACGCAACAACUGGACUCGAAUUUAAAUGCAGAGCGAGAGAGAGCUUUGUUCGAAAGGCGACUUCAGUAGGCUAUUCCUUUUUUAGCGUUGUUGUUGUUUUUUUCUCAUUUUUUCGCCAGCCCCCUUUCCCUGCCCUUCGCACCUUUGGGUUACCUGAGCUAUCCUGGCCUUCAGACCUUCUAGUCGGGUUUAGAAGCUCGGAGAAACGUGUCAGAGAAGCUGUAAACUGUCUACAACUGUCUCGUGUUACUUCUCUCUCAGGUGCAUCUUGUGUUGACAAAUCUCCUUCUUGCGGUUACUGGGCGCUCGUUGGUGAAUACACGAAGAAUCCAGGUUACAUGCUGACAUCCUGCUGUGUGUGGUGCAAUCACAUGAAAAGUAUGUACUCGGAAAAUGAAAUGCACCUUCUUAAUUAUUAUAAAACUGCUAGAUUCUGUGUGGUAUCAUAUACAGCGGGUUCUUUGCUGCUGUUCGGUGUCACGCAACGGCAGGAGCGUUGCGUUGCAUCCCUCGAGUGAGGUAUUUUCACGGGUUGUCCACGAGGGCCUGAGCCUUCGGGGCACAAGGGUAACAAUUUUAUAGACGUGGUCGUUUGUUUGCUUGUUUGUUUUUCUGUGGACGACUUUGUUUCCGAAAAAAUCGAAACUCUCGGGAAAACAACCAUUUUUCUUGGACCAAACGUUAUUAAAAAACUGGAAGCCUAUGGCUAAUAUUGUAUCAUUACCUACCGCCUGUAGCUUUGAAAAACAUUGCAAGUACCUCUUGCACAGACGAAGAUGCUAAUUGUGGUGUUUGGGCAAAUAAGGGCGAGUGCUGCAAAAACCCUGCCUAUAUGCUGGAACAUUGCUGUGCCGUCUGCAAAGAUAAAGGUAAUCGAGUGAUAUUUAUCUUUGGCUCCAGCUGUUUUCUCAUGUUUUUACUUUAGUGGAAUUUUUUUAUAACGUUAGGGAGUACCUUGACAGAUUGUUCUGCGCAUGGAACUCGUAGGAGGGCGUGGGGGCCGAGGUUUGAGUCCCUUUUUAACCCUCUAGCUGCACUUUUUCACGGUAGUAACCAGCCUCAAUCCUCGGCCAGCACAGUUGGGGUUGAUAAUCAGUUUAAACUUAAUUUAAGUACUUGUGAAGAAAUAUUUGAGGGGAAUUUGUGCGCACUAAGUUGGCAGCUAUUUUAAAUAUUAACUAUAAGUCAAUUUGAAUUUUCCAAGUUUCUUUCAGAAUGUUCGACUCUCGCACAAACUCUUUAAUGUUAAAUUGCAUGGUUUAGCUUUGUCUUUUCAUGUCCAUUUUCAAAUUUCUUACUGACUUUCGUCUAAAAAACUGUUUGUCUGUUUUUCCAGGCUACACUGUCCUCCCGUGAUAGACUACCCAAGAACACCGGGACUGGCAAUCAGAAUUCAAAUAAUGAAAUAUCAACGUAGUUUGUCUGAAAUUUAAGUAAAGGCUGAAAUGAGCAAUAAAAGUAUACUAAGCGCAAUCAAGUGAAAUAAAAAUAGCGUUGUUUGUUCCUACGAUAAU
This is a messenger RNA of Porites evermanni, 3587 nucleotides long. The record is from the annotation of a GenBank genome assembly. NCBI's taxonomy places the organism in Eukaryota, Metazoa, Cnidaria, Anthozoa, Scleractinia, Poritidae.